AUGGAGCCGGCCCGGGAGCCCCCGGCGCGGGAGCCCCCGGCGCGGGUCCGGCCGCCGCCGCCCCCAGCCGCUCGCCCGGCGCCCGCAGCGCCGCGGCCCCGAUCCCCGGCGGAGGCGGAGGCCCGCGGCGCGGAGGGGCUGCUGCGGCGAUCGGGCUCCGGCUACGAGGGCAGCACCAGCUGGAAGGCGGCCCUGGAGGACACCACCACCCGUCUCCUGCUGGGGGCCAUCGCCGUGCUUCUGUUCGCCAUCCUGGUGGUGAUGAGCAUCUUGGCUUCCAAGGGCUGCAUCAAGUGUGAAGCGCCCUGCCCGGAGGACUGGCUGCUCUACGGGAGGAAGUGCUACUACUUCUCCGAGGACCCGCGAGACUGGAACACGGGCAGGCAGUUCUGCCACACCCACGAGGCCUCGCUGGCCGUGAUUCAGAGCCAGAAGGAGCUGGAAUUCAUGUACAAGUUCACGCGGAGGGAGCCCUGGAUUGGCCUGCGCAGGGUCGGGGACGAAUUCCACUGGGUCAGCGGGGAGCCCUUCGACCCGGACACAUACCACAUCGCGGGCCUGGGGGAGUGCGUGUUCGUGGAGCCCACCAGGCUGGUGUCGACGGAGUGCCUGAUGACCCGGCCCUGGGUCUGCAGCAAGAUGGCCUACACAUGAGGGCCCAGCUCGCAGCCUCCCUGGGACGCCCCCUGGAGACCAGCGGCCCUCGGUGACCACUCCCUUCCCCAGCACCUCCGGCACUUAACACUGGGCCUCUCACACAGCCCGUUGGUCGUCUUGUCGUCUGUGGCUCAUCAAUUCCUGUCAUUUGACCGCCCCCCCCCCCGUUCAUUGGAUUAGAACCCCCCCCCCCGGGGGAGCAGGGAUUGCGCGUUGUGGGGGCACAUAGCACGCACUAAAAGAUCAUUGUGCGCGAUGACAAGAUGGUAGCCAUGAACUGUUUGCCUCAGUGGGAGAGAGAGGCUGCCAUCCUCAGAAGACUUGUUUUUCUGGCCUUGAUGGGUGUGGCCCCAUUUUUAGAGGCGCAGCAAAGAUGAACUCUUUAAUUUGUUCUGCUUCAAUUCCACGGCUCAUGCACACCCUGGCCCGAGCGGGGGUGGCCCAGAAGUUCAGGGGCGAUGAGGGGGCCCUGCCUCAGUCUCCAAAGUGUCCAUUGGAUCCUACACACGGCCCAGCUGGUGAGGAGAUGGGCUGUGUGUGCGUGGGGGCCAGGUUCAGGGAGGGGUUCCAUCAGUGAAUGGCGCUGGCCACCGAAGGCCCCGGGACACCAAGCCAGUCCUGCUGUGUUGUCCUGUGACAGCCAGGACAGCAGGAGGUGCAGGGGAAGCAGGCAGCCGUCUCUUUCCUCUUCCUGGUCUGCAGCCGGCUCCAACCUGGGAGUCAGUGUGAGGUUGGAGCGGGUAUCCGGGAAGCCCCCUGCCACAGCCACACAGACCCCUCCGCUCCUAAUGCAGCCUGGGGUGGACACGCACUGGGCCUGGCUCCGAAGGCCGGCCCCGGUCCAGUCGGGGCCAGCUCUUCCAAUAAGCAGUGGCGUAGCUCAGGCUGCUGUGCUGAACCCCUCUGACACCUGGCUUCACCUCUAAAAAGUAGAAAUCACGCUGGCUUUGCUGACCUGACAGGGAUUUGAGACUUGUAGCUGUUAGAAUUUCAGGGGCUGGAAAUGGUCCACCUCAUUCUCACUGACCAUGAGGCCCAGAGAGGUUAAGUGACACGUCCAAGAUCACACAGAUAGUGGCAGAACGAGAACUCAGGUCUUGUGGCUCUUCUAUUUCCUGUUUAUUCUCUUAUUACUGUAUAUAUCAUGCUUUGUUUAUGUGUUUCCUUGUUCGCCGUCCAUGUGGAAAUCAACCUCCCUGAGGGUAGGGAUCCCCUUGCACAUUUUGGUUUCUCUAGCGCCUGGUACAUACAGAAGGUGCUCAAUAAAUGUGUGUUGAACUAAACUGAUCUUGACUCUUAGUUCAAGUGCUCUUUCCUCUGCAUCAUGCUCUCUCUGGUCCUGGAAACCUGCAUUUCCGGUUCAGCUGCCCACAAACUAUGAAAAGUUUCAGAUUAAAAAAUAUAUAUUUAUUUAUUUUUCGAGGAAGGGAAGGAGAAAGAGGGAGAGAAACAUCAAUGUGUGGUUGUCUCUCACGCCCCCUACUGGGGGCCUGGCCCACAACCCAGGCAUGUGCUGUGACUGGGAAUCGAAUUGGCGACCUUUUGGUUUGCAGGCAGGAGCUCAAUCCACGGAGCCACACCAGCCAGGGAUCUUCCAGAUGUUUUUGAGGAAAAAAAUAAGCAAGAUGCUCAUCCCUCCUUGUGACAUCCAUUCAGGUCCUGAAUCUAGAGCACAGGCCUAUUUGGGUAAAUACAUACACUUCUAAAACAAAGUGGAAUAACAGUAACAGUUAACGCUAAUUAAGAGCUCGUCAGGGCCAGGCACUGUGCUAUGUGUCCCACCCACGAAGGGCUCACUUUGCACUGUGCCUGGUCCAUUGUAAGCACUUAAUAAAAAAACGUGUUCUCAGAGGCCUUAUUUCUUAUGUAUACAGUGUGCUUGAGAUUCAGACAAUGCUCCAGGAAACCUGUCUGCCAUAUAUUUCCUUAGCAUUGCAUGAUGCUUCUCUCCAAAUUGACCAGUCACGACUGGGGGUGGGGGGACAAUACGGAGAAGGGUGUACUGCUUCUCAAAAGCUUCAUCCGAGGAAUGACUCAUGUCAUUUUUCCGUGGUUAAAGCAAGUCACUGAACACCUAACCUCAAAGAGAUCAGGAAAUGCAAUACUUCCACUUGCCAGAAGGAAAAGAAAGCAAAAAAGUCUUGGUGCAUGGCAGUCCUGGCUACUGUUAGAGUCGAGGAGGAAAUAAGUUGUUUGUGCUAAGCUGUUUGCUCACUCAAGCCUGAGUAGAAACCGCACCCACCCCCAGGCAGGUGUUUCAGAGAGUUAGGAAUUGGUCAAAACGUAUAGAGGGCUUCCAUGUGUCAGGAGUUGUUGUUAAGUGCUUCACGCCUGAGCUCGUUUAGCCUAUCGCUAACUGCCACCUUUGCUUCUGGAAACCCGCGUGCUUGCCCACUUCUAUAAAAACCCUAGCCUGUAAGCGUUAGGCGAGACUCUCACUUGCAGCCAUUUUGGCGCCGUGUCCCCGGACACCGCGAGAGUUCGCCCCUGCGCAGGUAAAACUUUGAAACGUUGGCCAAUAAAACAUCUUUGACUGCC
Messenger RNA from Artibeus jamaicensis (Jamaican fruit-eating bat), 3195 nucleotides. RefSeq names its product C-type lectin domain family 2 member L (gene CLEC2L). The record is from RefSeq and is a predicted model, not a curated record. Bases 1 to 654 code for a protein of 217 amino acids. NCBI's taxonomy places the organism in Eukaryota, Metazoa, Chordata, Mammalia, Chiroptera, Phyllostomidae. The transcript is spliced from 6 exons.